AUGCCAACCAUCGACCAUGUCCCUCAACCCACGCGCCGCAGACGCAUCGUGGUCGCAAUGACCGGCGCAACGGGCGCAAUUCUCGGAAUCAAAGCGCUCAUCGCGCUCCGUCGCCUAAACGUUGAGACCCACUUGGUCAUAAGCAAAUGGGCCGAGGCAACCAUCAAAUACGAAACCGACUACCACCCAUCGAAUGUCAAAGCAUUGGCAGACCAUGUGCACAGCAUCAACGAUAUGGCUGCGCCGAUUGCUAGUGGGUCUUUCAAGACCGAUGGCAUGAUCGUUGUUCCAUGCAGCAUGAAGACACUUGCUGCUAUUCGCAGUGGAUUCUGUGAUGAUUUGAUCUCGCGUAGUGCAGAUGUUAUGUUAAAAGAGAGACGGAAACUUGUGCUUGUUGCGAGAGAGACCCCGCUUAGCGAUAUUCAUCUGAGUAAUAUGUUAGAGGUUUCCCGCGCUGGUGCCAUCAUCUUUCCUCCGGUGCCGGCGUACUAUAUCCGGGCUGCGUCGGUGGAUGACUUGGUUAAUCAGACUGUGGGGCGUAUUUUGGAUUUGUUUGAUUUGGAUACGGGGGACUUUGAGAGAUGGGAGGGAUGGCAGACGGAGAAAUGA
Penicillium digitatum Pd1 is the source of this 609-nucleotide messenger RNA. RefSeq names its product UbiX family flavin prenyltransferase. NCBI's taxonomy places the organism in Eukaryota, Fungi, Ascomycota, Eurotiomycetes, Eurotiales, Aspergillaceae. The record is from RefSeq and is a predicted model, not a curated record. Gene Ontology annotation, molecular function: carboxy-lyase activity.